Messenger RNA from Suillus discolor, 792 nucleotides. RefSeq lists its product as uncharacterized. The transcript has 8 exons. Bases 1 to 792 code for a protein of 263 amino acids. Lineage: Eukaryota; Fungi; Basidiomycota; Agaricomycetes; Boletales; Suillaceae. The record is from RefSeq and is a predicted model, not a curated record.
AUGUCCAUGCACAGUCUAAGACCACCAAAAAUCCUGAUCUACUCGAUUCCGAUGCAACACCCCGUCGUCCUCUUGUUCGAAAUGACGAGCCUUGUGAUCCUCUGGAUGUAUGUCCCUUCUACCUUGUUCCUUCGCAACUGGCUUAACGGUCCCAUGCAGUUCCCUGCUACAUCGCCCCUACCUCGCUCUCUUUCCGUGCAGGCCAUAACUCAGAGGCUUUCAGAUACAGAUUCCCCCGAAAACUCUCGAUCCACACCACCACCGCUAACCACUCAAUCCUCUGCUACAACCUCCUUCAGAUCUCGCCUACACCAGCUAUCAAUCUGGCGGCCUGUCGGUGCAGGUCAUACAUCACUGCCUGUUGUCAAUACUCCCCUCGCGCAGGCUAAAGAGCGCAACGCUGCGGCGGGUGCUCCCAAAAAGAAUAAAGACUACAUAGCCGACGAAGAAUAUGCUCCUUCUCGUCCUUCCUCACCCGAUCCCCAUUCACAGCAACCACCUGCAACAGCGCCAAUUACCACCGAAGAGCAUGGAAGCGGUAGAUUGAAAUACUACAUUCUGGGUGGGUCGGAGCGCUCUAACAUGGGAAUGUCAUGUCACUCGAUACAGCCCGCUGCGGCACUACACGAAUUGAUUCUGACACCGGUUAUCAACCAAACACUCAUUAUAAAUGAUGAGGAACAUAACGUCUAUGUUUCAUCCAUUUUCUACUUUCCGGACGGAUCUGCACUGAACAUUUCUCGGAGUAAGCAGCUAUGGCUACACGAUUCGGCAAACAGCAGGAAAUCUUGA